ACAUACAUACAUACAUAUAUUUAUAUCAUGAUACAACAGCAACUACAACAACAGCAACAACAACAGUUUACAAAGUCCAGUAAUCAAUAUGUUGACUUUCACUCUGUUGUUGGUAAACUAACCUCUGACUUUGAACAGAGGAUAGAUGAAUGGAGGAAGUGGACAUUCUUAUCAUACUGUUCAUGGUACUCCUUAAUAUACUUUAUACAGAUGACCAUCUUGUCACUUAUACUCUCGAGCAGUACGUUAUCAUG
This is a messenger RNA of Acytostelium subglobosum LB1, 254 nucleotides long. RefSeq lists its product as hypothetical. The annotation marks the transcript as partial. NCBI's taxonomy places the organism in Eukaryota, Evosea, Eumycetozoa, Acytosteliales, Acytosteliaceae. The transcript has a single exon. The record is from RefSeq and is a predicted model, not a curated record.